This is a messenger RNA of Mesocricetus auratus (golden hamster), 1771 nucleotides long. It is a transcript of the gene Tufm, whose product is annotated as Tu translation elongation factor, mitochondrial. The record is from RefSeq and is a predicted model, not a curated record. Gene Ontology annotation, molecular function: GTP binding; translation elongation factor activity; GTPase activity. The transcript has 9 exons. NCBI's taxonomy places the organism in Eukaryota, Metazoa, Chordata, Mammalia, Rodentia, Cricetidae. Gene Ontology annotation, cellular component: mitochondrion. Bases 163 to 1572 code for a protein of 469 amino acids. Gene Ontology annotation, biological process: mitochondrial translational elongation.
AGUGGGCCAUGACCAUAAAAACCGGCGGCUAGAGGUUCCCAGACUCGCUCUCCCGCUCUCGUUUCCGCCGGAAGUGAUCUGUAGUCGCAAGUGCCCGUCCUUCUCUGCACGCGCGGCUUCCCGGUGCCCAAUUCUCGGUCCCGGUCGCCGAGUACUACCACAAUGGCGGCCGCUACGUUAUUGCGAGCGACGCCCCGCUUCAGCGGUCUCUGCGCCAGCCCGACCCCAAUUCUGCAAGGUCGACUGCGGCCGCUGAAGGCCCGGGCAUCGCCCUUCUUGUGUCGCGGCCUAGCCGUGGAGGCCAAGAAGACCUACGUGCGCGACAAGCCCCAUGUGAAUGUGGGUACCAUCGGCCAUGUGGACCACGGCAAGACCACCCUGACCGCGGCCAUCACGAAAAUUCUAGCCGAGGGAGGUGGAGCUAAAUUCAAGAAGUACGAGGAGAUAGACAAUGCCCCUGAGGAGCGAGCUCGGGGUAUCACCAUCAAUGCAGCUCAUGUGGAGUAUAGCACUGCUGCCCGCCACUAUGCCCACACAGACUGCCCUGGUCACGCAGAUUAUGUUAAGAAUAUGAUCACAGGCACCGCCCCACUGGACGGCUGCAUCCUGGUGGUGGCAGCUAACGACGGGCCCAUGCCGCAGACCCGAGAGCACUUACUACUGGCUAAACAGAUAGGGGUGGAGCACGUUGUGGUGUACGUGAACAAGGCAGACGCUGUCCAGGACUCAGAGAUGGUGGAGCUGGUGGAGCUGGAGAUCCGGGAGCUGCUCACCGAGUUUGGAUAUAAAGGAGAAGAGGCCCCAGUCAUCAUAGGCUCUGCUCUCUGUGCCCUUGAGCAACGUGACCCUGAGCUAGGUGUGAAGUCGGUGCAGAAGCUGCUGGACGCCGUGGACACUUACAUACCGGUCCCCACCCGGGACCUGGAGAAGCCCUUUCUGCUCCCCAUAGAGUCAGUUUAUUCUAUUCCCGGCCGGGGCACAGUGGUGACCGGUACACUAGAGCGUGGCAUUUUGAAGAAGGGAGAUGAGUGUGAGUUGCUGGGACAUAACAAGAAUAUUCGAACUAUAGUGACAGGCAUUGAGAUGUUCCACAAGAGCCUUGAGAGGGCCGAAGCAGGGGAUAACCUGGGUGCCCUGGUCCGAGGCCUAAAGCGAGAAGAUUUGAGGCGUGGCUUGGUCAUGGUCAAGCCAGGCUCCAUCCAGCCCCACCAGAAGGUGGAGGCCCAGGUGAGGGCUCCAGGUGAUAGUUGGGCAGGGGUAGGCCAGGUUGUUUGCAUAGAAGCAGGACUUUCAGAAGACCAUUCUACCCUUGUUCCUCUCCUAGGUUUACAUCCUCAGCAAGGAGGAGGGUGGCCGCCACAAACCAUUCGUAUCUCACUUUAUGCCUGUCAUGUUCUCCCUGACUUGGGACAUGGCCUGUCGUGUCAUCUUGCCUCCAGAGAAGGAGCUUGCCAUGCCUGGAGAGGACUUAAAGCUCAGCCUAGUCUUGCGGCAACCCAUGAUUUUAGAGAAAGGCCAGCGUUUCACUUUGAGAGAUGGCAACAAGACCAUUGGCACUGGCAUUGUCACUGACACACCAGCCAUGACCGAGGAGGACAAGAACAUCAAGUGGAGCUGAGUCUGGACCUCUCAGGUUGAGCUUUGCGCUAACUUAGCCAUAGUCUCUCCGUGGACACAAGCUGCAUCCAAGCAGAGUAAAACUAUGGACAUUUCUCCUCACAAGGGGUGGCCUGCCUGCAGAGGUAGGCAAAUAAACUGUUCCAUGAAUGUU